Chanos chanos (milkfish) is the source of this 2310-nucleotide messenger RNA. It is a transcript of the gene pcsk1, whose product is annotated as proprotein convertase subtilisin/kexin type 1. The record is from RefSeq and is a predicted model, not a curated record. Gene Ontology annotation, molecular function: serine-type endopeptidase activity. The coding region runs from base 1 to 2310 and encodes 769 amino acids. The transcript has 14 exons. Gene Ontology annotation, biological process: peptide hormone processing. Gene Ontology annotation, cellular component: neuron projection; membrane. NCBI's taxonomy places the organism in Eukaryota, Metazoa, Chordata, Actinopteri, Gonorynchiformes, Chanidae.
AUGGAAGUAAGAUGUCGCCCAAUGGUGAUGUACUGUGUUCUUGCGAUUCUCUGCUCUAUCAUCUGUACCGUGGAUGCCUAUGCCGAGGAGAGGCAGUACCUGAACGAAUGGGCAGUCGAGAUUCCAGGGGGACUCGGCGCUGCCCAAGCAAUCGCCAACGAACUAGACUACGAACUAGUCAGACAGAUUGGGGCGCUGAAAAACCAUUAUUUGUUCCGACAUCGAAAUCAUCCUAGCAGAGCCAAAAGGAGUGCGGAUCAUAUCACCAAACGUUUGGCUGAGGACGACAGAGUGUCCUGGGCAGAGCAACAGUAUCAGAAGCGACGCAGUAAGCGAGCACCGUUAUCUGCUGCCUGUAACGACUGCCCAGUCGACAAACUCUUCGAUGACCCAAUGUGGAAUCAGCAGUGGUACCUGCAAGACACACGGACAUCCUCCUCUCUGCCUAAACUGGACCUCCAUGUAAUUCCAGUGUGGAAGAAGGGUAUAACAGGGAAAGGGGUGGUCAUCACCGUGCUGGAUGAUGGACUAGAGUGGAACCAUACCGACAUCUACCCUAACUACGACCCUGCAGCCAGUUAUGACUUUAACGAUAACGACCCUGAUCCUUUUCCCAGAUAUGACUCCACCAACGAGAACAAGCAUGGGACAAGGUGUGCUGGAGAGAUUGCUAUGCAGGCAGACAACAACAAAUGUGGAGUCGGUGUGGCGUACAACUCCAAAGUUGGAGGGAUUCGUAUGCUGGAUGGAAUUGUGACGGAUGCCAUUGAGGCCAGCUCUAUUGGGUUUAAUCCAGAGCAUGUGGACAUCUACAGUGCCAGCUGGGGGCCCAAUGACGACGGGAAGACGGUGGAGGGGCCCGGUCGCCUUGCCCAGAAAGCCUUUGAGUACGGCAUUCAAAAGGGCCGUGGUGGGAAGGGAUCGAUCUUUGUGUGGGCUUCUGGUAAUGGUGGUCGCCAAGGUGAUAACUGCGACUGUGACGGUUACACGGAUAGCCUCUACACCAUCUCUAUUAGCAGCGCUUCUCAGCAGGGCCUUUCGCCGUGGUACGCCGAAAAAUGCUCCUCCACUCUGGCGACAGCUUACAGCAGCGGAGACUACACUGAUCAGAGAAUAACCAGCGCUGAUUUGCAUAAUGAGUGCACGGAGACACACACUGGGACGUCAGCGUCUGCUCCACUGGCCGCCGGGAUAUUCGCCCUGGCUUUGGAACAGAAUCCUGACCUUACCUGGAGGGACCUGCAGCACCUGGUGGUGUGGACGUCUGAGUUUGACCCCUUGGCCAAUAACCCAGGAUGGAAGAGAAACGGAGCUGGACUCAUGGUGAACAGCCGUUUUGGCUUCGGCCUCCUCAAUGCCAAGGCCUUAGUGGAUCUUGCCGACCCUAAAGUGUGGAAACAUGUGCCUGAGAAGAAACAGUGCAUAGUGAAGGACGAGGCUUUCCAGCCAAGGCCACUGAAGGCAGCGGGUGAGAUCAGUAUAGAGAUCCCCACUAAAGCGUGUGCGGGACAGGCCAACGCUGUGCUCUCACUGGAACAUGUGCAGGUGGAAGCCAGUAUUGAGUACACCAGGAGAGGAGAUCUCCACAUCACUCUCACUUCUCCCUCAGGCACAAACACGGUCUUGCUGGCAGAAAGAGAGAGGGACACCUCUUCUAAUGGCUUCAGAAAUUGGGCUUUCAUGUCAGUGCACACCUGGGGUGAAGAUCCGACUGGAACAUGGAUUCUGAAGAUUACAGACACAUCGGGGCGGAUGGAGAAUGAGGGCCAGAUAAUAAGCUGGAAGUUGAUUCUUCAUGGUACAUCAGAGCGGCCGGAGCAUAUGAAGAACCCAAGAGUGUACACAUCCUAUAACGCAGUGCAGAAUGACCGCAGAGGAGUAGAACACAUGGAGGACAUGCUAGAGGAGAGCCCAACUCAGGCCAUUUUGUCCAAGAAGCCCCGGCCCGUUCUUGAAAAGAGCCCCUCUCCAGCUGAGACGCCCAAGAAGAAACAGAGGAGACCUCCUGCUGCCCCCGAGGGCUCGACUCCUAACAUGGCCCUUCUGCGUCUCCUCCAAACCGCAUUCAACAGGCAGACUCCAGCCACCCUGUCUCACGCUUCCUCAUCCUCUGCCAGGACAAAGCAGCACGACAGGAUCCCCCAGCAGAACCUCUAUCAGGCCCUGGACCGGCUGAACCAGUACACAGGACCCGAAGACAGCCUGUACAACGACUAUAGCGACAGCUUCUACAGCGUUCGACCCUACAAACACAGGGACGAUCGUCUGCUGCAGGCCCUGUUUGACAUGCUCUCAGAUGACCAGCAGUGA